Molecule: messenger RNA, 3895 nt
Organism: Filobasidium floriforme
Lineage: Eukaryota; Fungi; Basidiomycota; Tremellomycetes; Filobasidiales; Filobasidiaceae
Product: armadillo-type protein
Exons: 10
Coding region: 388-3654 (1088 amino acids)
Biological process (GO): protein import into nucleus
Cellular component (GO): cytoplasm; nucleus
Molecular function (GO): nuclear import signal receptor activity
Source: RefSeq, a predicted model, not a curated record
CCCUUGGCCAGCGAAAGAAUUUCCUCUGAAUGCGCGUCGCUCUCUCUCUCUGAGGAAAUUAUUUUGUUAUUUGGGAAAGAAGGGACGACGACGCUUCUCAUCAAGAUUUUUCCCUCUCUCUCUCUUACAAGCCCUUCUCUCCUUUCCUCUUCUCACACUUUCAUCUCCCCACCGACCUCUCCUACCUCAAGGUCCAUCCACGCUCUUUCACUGUAACGACUAGCGGUCUCUUUCCCUGUAGAAGAGCCGAUCCGAAAAGAGAGAGAGAGAGAAGAACCACCACCACCGCGAUAGACAAAAAGGAGGAAACAGCAAUCUUUGCCCUCAUCGUGUGUGAACCUGUAAUACAUUCACGACAUUCAUCCACGACCAAUACCACGCUUCAAAAUGGAUCCCGCAGUCAUUCAAGGCAUUCACCAGUGUCUCGAGGCCAUCUUGUCCCCGGAUACCAACCAGAUCAAGGCUGCCACUGCCGAGCUCAACACUAAAUACUACAAGAACGCGGAAUGUAUCCCCGCUUUGUACGAGGCCGCCGCUUCGUCCCCCAACCAGGGUGUCAGGCAACUCGCCGCUACCGAAUUGAGGAAGCGAGUGUUUGCCAAAGACUUCAAGCUCUGGGAGACGAUCCCUGUCGAGUUUAGGCAGAGGAUCAAGUCGGGCUUGCUCGAGCGUUUGUUGAACGAGGAGACUAAGAUUGUCCGACACGGUAUCGCUCGGGCCAUCGCUGCCAUUGGUGACCACGAUCUUUACACCCCCUCGGGCGCACCUUCAUCAUCGACCACGCCAUCUUCCAACCAAUGGCCGGAACUCAUCCCGUUCCUCACCCAGACGUGUCAAUCAGCCAACGCCACUCACCGAGAGGCGGCCAUUUUCGUGCUGUACACCGUCCUGGACACGGUCAGGGACAACUUUAUCAACGACAUGAUGACUGGCAUGUUCCAAAUCUUUGGGACGACCUUGGCCGACCAGGACGCCGACGUCAGGUUGAUCACCCUCCGAGCGCUUGGCAAGAUUGCCGAGUACAUCGAGAGCGAUCAGAAGGAUUUGGUCAAACAAUACCAAGCUCUCAUGCCCCACAUGUUGCAGGUACUGCAACAAAUCCUUGUCGCUGACGAGGUCGAGGGUGCCAAGCAGGCUUUCGAUGUCUUCGAGACGUGCUUGAUCCUCGAGACCCCCUUGAUCUCGAAGAACCUGAAGGAAUACGUCGAGAUCUGUCUCGCCAUUGCUGGCAAGUCGGACGCCGAGGAGGACAUCAGGAACGCUGCUCUCAACAGCUUGAGCUGGACGAUUCAGUACAAAAAGGGGAAGGUCCAGUCGUUGGGACUCGCCGGUGUCAUCAUCGAGCGAUUGUUGCCCAUCGGUUGCGAGGAGGACCACGAUGAUGAUGACGACGACUACCCGUCGAAGUUGGCCUUCCGAACGCUCGACGAGCUCGCCAAGGCUCUCCCGCCCCAGCAGGUCUUCCCUGUCCUGUCUGCUCAGUUGCAGACUUACAUGGCUUCGGAGAACCCGGCGAUGCGAAAAUCUGCGCUGAUGGCCUUCGGUGUCACCGUCGAGGGGUGCAGCGAGUUUAUUCGGCCUCACGUCAACCAGCUCUGGCCCUUGAUUGACAGCGGUCUUACCGACGCUCAGCCUACCGUGCGAAAGGCCGGUUGUAUCGCUCUUGCGUGCAUGUGCGAGUGGUUGCAGGAGGAAUGCGCCGAUAGGCACGAACACCUCGUACCCGCCUUGUUUGCCUUGGUCGAGGACUCCAACACCCAGAGGGCCGCCACCGCUGCGCUCGAGGCUUACCUUGAGAUCUUGGGAGACAACAUUGCCAGCUACUUGACCUUGUUGAUGGAAAAGUUUGUCGGCCUGCUCGACACUGCUCCUGUCCCCGUCAAGAUCACCGUAACCGGUGCCAUCGGUUCCGCCGCGUUCGCCUCCAAGGAGGGUUUCCAGCCUUACUUCCUCGAGACCACCAAGCGAAUCGUUCCCUUCUUGCUCCUUCAGGGAGAGGGUGAGGAGUCGACGUUGCGAGGCGUCGCCAUUGACACGCUCGGAACGUUUGCCGAGGUUGUCGGCCGAGACGUCUUCAGGCCUCACUUGCACGACUUGAUGCAGUACGCCAUCAACGGGCUUCAGUCCGAGAGCGCCAGAAUGAAGGAGAGCGCGUUAAUGUUCUUUGGAACCAUGGCUGGCGUCUUCGAGCAGGAGUUUGCCCCUUACCUCGCUCAGACCGUGCCCGCGCUUAUUGAGAGCUGCAAGCAGAGCGAGGCCGACCAAUUCAACGAUGCCGAUGGCAAGACCGACCAGGCCACCGUCCAGCAGGCCAUUGCCGCGUUCAACACAGGUACCGCUUCCGGUAGCGUCUCGCUUGAGGGAGGUGACGAGAGCGACGAUGACGACGAGUUCGAGGACAUUGACGGGUUGAUGAACAUCAACAGCGAGGUCGCCAUCGAAAAGGAGAUCUCUGCCGAGGUACUCGGUCAGAUCUUUGAGGCCACUCGAGAGGCCUUCUUGCCCUUCCUCGACGGGUCCAUCCAGGCCUUGCUGCGUCUCUUGAUGCACUACUAUGAGGGCAUCAGGAAGGCUGCCGUCAACGCCUUGUUCACCACCAUCAAGACGUUUUAUGAAAUGUCCGACCCUGUUGACUGGCAGGAGGGUAACCAAAUCGUUCCUUUCCACAGCCAGGUCGCUCAGCUUGUUGACAUGAUCUUCCCCGCCAUCAUGGAGAUGUGGGAGACCGAAGACGACCAGCAGGUCAACAUCUUGCUCUGCUCUGCUUUGGCCGAGUGUAUCGGUACCUGCGGUCCCGCUUUGGUUGAGGGCCGUCGUGAGGCCAUUCUCGGUCACGUCCGUGCCAUUCUGGAGCAACGACACGAGUGCCAGCAGACCGGUGGAUUCGAGGACUUCGCCGAUCUCGAGACCUCCGAGUACGAGGCCGUCGUCAUCAGCAACUCGGUUGAAGUUCUCUCCGCCAUGGCUUCCGCUUACGGUCCCAGCUUCGCCGAGGAGUUUGGUAACUUCUUCCCAUUGAUUACCAAGUACUACAGCCCUGAGCGUGCUACCAACGAGCGAUCGAUGGUCGUCGGAACCUUGGGCGAAAUCAUCGUCGGCUUGAAGGGUGGCAUCACUCCUUUCACUCAAAACAUUUUGGCCUUGCUGUCAAAGGCUUUGCAAGACAGCGAGGCCGAGGUUCGAUCGAACGCCGCCUUUGCUGCUGGUGCCUUGAUCGAGUGGUCCGACCUCGACCUUAGCUCGCAUUUCAGCGAGUUGAUGCAGGUGUUGCAUGGCUACUUCAACGUAACCGCCGAGACUCCCAAAGACCAGCUCAACGCAAAGGACAAUGCCGUCGGCUGUGUCGCUAGGAUGAUCGUCAAGAAUCCCACAGCCAUGCCUCUCGAUGCUGUCUUGCCCAUCUUCUUCAGCGGUCUGCCCUUGAAGAACGACCCCAUCGAGAACAAGCCUGCGUUCCGAGCAAUUUUCUACCUGUUCGAGAACCAGUCUCAACUCGUCCUGCCUCACAUCGAUCACCUCCUCUCCGUCUUUGCCUACGUGCUCGAUCCCUCGAGAACUGGCGAGAUCUCCGUCGAGACCAAGGCUCGUCUUGAUCAACUUCUUCAGGCUCUGCGACAACAGAUGCCCGACAAGGUGUCCCAGGCCGGUCUCUAGAGGUCGGAUGGAACCUUCUCAAAAUAACGACCAUCAGCAGUACUUUUUGGGCCUCUAGAUGUGUGUGACACGAUUUGACGAUUGUACCCUUUGUGCAGAGAGCACUUUGCCAUGACCCAAGCCUUUUGUAGAGUUAUAAUUAUCGAAGCGCUCGAUAACAUUUGCCAUCUUGCAUCUUGAAAUCAUAUCGGUCUAUUACGCGGCAUCUAUCGGUAACGGCGGGACCGUAUCUGACCUCCAC